AUGCCGUUAUGUUUCGAAAUAACAGACCUUCCACCCGAGAUUAUCACGCAUAUAUUGUCUUUUCUUUCACAUAGAGAUUUAACAAACGUAUGUUUGUCUUGUAAGAUGUUUCGGGAUGUAGCGCUCCAAGACUGCAUUUGGCAGCAGCGCUGUCGAGAAGAUUUCAACUUCACCAAUAAUGAAGGAUGGAAUGCCUCAUACAAGGAUGUGUAUGCUAAAGUUUUACACAGAUUCGGACAGACGGUUGGACUGUGGCAGGCAGAAAUGAGCCAUUAUGGUGCACUGGUUCAUGUACAGUUUGACGAGGGCAGAAUAAUUGGCCGACAGUGCAUGGCGCCGGUUGCCCCGCACGUGUCGGAUGCUCUCCGUGUGAAAACGCUGUUCACCAUCCAGUUCACGCAGGACCAGGAGGACGUGGAGAUCUUCUGUCACAAGGGCUUCAGCGACCCACACAAGGGAUGUCUGGAGUGGAAGGAAGACGGAAGUUUGCUGUUCAGAUGUACAGAGGUGGAACAUCACCAACACCCAGAAGGAAAACAAAGGACUAUAUGUAGCGUGUUUAAUAAAUCUAAACUGCUCCUGAUGAAAUUUCUCGUAACUACUCAGUUAGGGUGUAACUACCGAAUGAGCCGGCUUGCACGGUCGCCCAGAAGAUCACCGGCGGUGAUUCAGCCGGGAUUCUUCAAGGGCACGUACGGAGGGCACGGCAUCGAGAUUAUUCAGCUCAAGUAUGAUGCAAACGGCAAAAUUGUACAAGGAAUCAAAAUCACGGGUGACCCGAACGUGCCUGCGACGAAGAUUAGUUUUGAGGUGGACCUCUCGCAGCCCAUCAUCCUGACGAGCGAGCAGCAGGGAACGGUGGCCCUCAUCGAGCAGAUCGACAUUCCCGAACUCCCCCCGGACACCGACAUCCAGCGACUACCCCCCCAGGCCUUCAUUGUCCCGGACGACUGUAUUGACAGGUUUCAGAAUGCACCGAGGACAUGCAGGGCUAGAUUUCAUGCAAAAGGCCAGAUAGCAGGACAUGGCUUCAGUGAUCCCAGCUUCACCGUUGGACACUGGGUCGUGUUCGAUGAAAACAUGUUUGGUUUCCUGUGGCUCAAACUGCGCUCGUUCAGCGUGUAUUCUCGAGUACUGGAGGACCUGUGGUCCUGAUGAUGUGGUUCACGUGUACACACCUACAGUGAAACCUGUGUUAAAUGGCCACUGAAAAUAAUGGAAGUAGAUCCAGAAGAACGGGGGUGGAGGUGGACUGGAAGCUGUGUUCCCUCCCACUUGAGGUCCAAAAUAUUUACUCAAUUUUGGGGUCCUUCUUUCUGUCUGUCUUCCUCUUUUUUUUUUCAUUAUCUCUCUAUCUCUCUCUCUCCAUUUCAUAUCUCUCUCUCCCUCCCUCUCUCUCCAUUUCAUAUAUCUCUCUCUCCCUCCCUCGCGCUCUCUCUCUCUCUCUCUCUCUCUCUCUCUCUCUCUCUCUCUCUCUAUCAGGAUUAAAAGAAAAUGCUUGUCCUCCCCACCUCACACAUAGCAUGUUCUCCCAACGACACAUGACAUUCUUAUGGGCCUGUGUAAUUAGAUGGAUCUCAGGACAGAUUAGUUGGUCUGCAGAGACAGAUGCAGGGUUUUUCUAGGGAGGGAAUGCACCAUAAUAUAAAGUGUAAGGCGCCUAUUUAAAAAUAACUUCUAAAAACUGAAAACUUGAGGUGUUUUCUCUUUUAUGGAUACAUUAUCGGUCUUCAAAAACAAGUGCACCCCCCACCAUGGCUAGUAGUCUGGUCCGAACCUCCCAACAUACCAUAAUAUAAAUUGUAAGGUGCCUAUUUAAAAAUAACUUCUAAAAACUACAAUAUACAGACCUUGCUAUGAAAAGAAAUGAGAGGAGCGAUCAAUUGCUAUCCUAGCUUAUUGGUUUGUGGUUAUUUUUUUAUAAAACAAAUUGAGGUGGCCUCUAAGACAGGUAAUUGCAUUGUAGAGGUGACUGCUUGAGCAGGUUUGGCUGUAAAUUAACGUCUCCCCCUUCUCCCAAUGUCUUUCACAUUGUGUUUGUAUAAACUCGCAUAAUUUAGAUAUUGAAUUCCAAGAGAAAGAAGAUACUGCCCCUUUUUUUCUAAACAUGAUGGAAAUGCACUUUUUACUACAUUGUAACAAACAUUUCAUGAAUUAAGAAACAUAUUUAAAAGACUUAGUCAUUAAAAAUAACCAUACACAAAAGAUUGGCAUCCAAGAUAAAAAUAAAUACAUUUUUAUUAAAGCUAAACCCCUAUUCAUGAUUGUACUAACUUACAGUCUGUCCCAUCCUACAAAAAUGUUUUUUUUUAAUAUAUAUUCACGGAAAAAAGUUCCUGUGCAUUAUUAAAAUUUCAGUAGGACUUACAUUUUUAAAAUUUAAAAAUAUUGUGAUUUACAUAGUUAAAUAUACGGUGAUCCUCUCGUGCCUUCUGAACCUGAAGUACGGUCUACACAAUGUUUGGUGAGCCGUCGGUGAUGAUGCAACAGAACAACGUACUGAUGUACGGUCAUGGUCGUACUUUGUUAUCACUUAAUCGGUAGCGUUCAGUUCUUCCACUGAUUGGCCUUAACUUAGAGAUGCAUUAGGAUGUUAAACGUAUCAUUUCCAAAUGAUUCCAUAUGUGCACCCGCUUAAUACUGACGUGGCGUCACAUGUCGACUCCCUAAACAUGGAAGAUCCCUAGUACCCCUAAACUGUCGAGAAUAUCUCCGCAGAUAUUGCAUAGUGUUCUGAUGAACACCAAUGAAUACCAAAAUUACUAGCAACAGCGUUUGUGCCGUUCUAACCUCAAUCAUACCCAUCGUUCGAAGGAGUCCAUUUUCUGGGAGGCGUGGCAUCACACUGACGACGAUCAGAUGCCAACAAAAAUAUUUUUCUGAGUGAUUAGAAUCCAUACAAUAGUUUUAAAAGUCCAAUGAUAAGAAAAAUGACGUCAAACAGGAGCACGUGACCAAGAACGCUAGUAAUGCAACGUAUGAUCACAAAGUACGAAUAGUUCGUGCAAUUGACAGGACACCGCUGGAAUAUCGACGAGAGUGAUUACACGUUCAGUUACUGAAAUUUUUAGAACCAGAUUUCAAGUAAAUUAUAUUCUAUAUGCAAUCAUUUGGUGCACAGGAACUUUUUUCCGCGAGUAUAUAUAUAUAAUUUCAGGUUGGUUCGAAGUAAGAAGAAAAGUAAAAUUGUUUUGGAAAUAACAAUUUUUUUUUAAACUAGUUUUUUGUAAUGCAAUUUAGAAAACAACAGACUCAGAAAUGAAUAAGCUUUGUAUACAUUAAUUUAUUUGCUUUGAACAUUAAUGUUAAUUAAUUAGAUGUGUACUUAUGUAUUUGUAUUGUAAUGUAUUUGUGUGUGGCACACCCUGUGAAAUCAAAUAAAUAGAUUCAUAUUG
Messenger RNA from Gigantopelta aegis, 3395 nucleotides. Its product is annotated as F-box only protein 31-like. Gene Ontology annotation, molecular function: protein binding. Bases 1 to 1155 code for a protein of 384 amino acids. The transcript is spliced from 9 exons. Lineage: Eukaryota; Metazoa; Mollusca; Gastropoda; Neomphalida; Peltospiridae. The record is from RefSeq and is a predicted model, not a curated record.